Messenger RNA from Ostreobium quekettii, 1050 nucleotides. Lineage: Eukaryota; Viridiplantae; Chlorophyta; Ulvophyceae; Bryopsidales; Ostreobiaceae. The record is from the annotation of a GenBank genome assembly.
AUGAACACGCGGCGGCCCUUCCCUCCAGGCUUGCCAACGGGGGCUCCGGCAGCGCUGCUGCCAGCUCUCCCUGCCCGACACCGCGCCUCCUGGCCACCAAAAUGGCAAUUUCCGCCCUUUGGGUCGCGCCAAUGCCGGCAUCCCUCCCGGGGCCCCAGAUUGCCUUCCGGCGUGGCCUGCGCCCAGACCGCGGAUCUGUCAACCUCUGGGAACUCCGCCUCCCCGGGUUCCAACUCCGUCCGGCCCAGGUCGCCGGCCAGAUUCCUCGCCAGGCUGACGCCGCCGCGAUGGGCCUUCCGCGCGGCGGCCGCCUGCAUCCUCGGCGGUCAGGCGCUGCUGAGGAUCGCGACGGGCAGGGUGCACGUGCGCAACACCCUGGAGCAGCUGGAGGCCGUGGGGCCGCGCUCCGUGGGCGUCUCCCUGCUCACCGCAGGCUUCAUUGGGAUGGUGUUUACGAUCCAGUUCGUGAGGGAAUUCACCAAAUUGGGGCUGACGAGAUCCGUUGGCGGCGUGCUGGCCCUGGCGCUGUCCAGGGAGCUCACGCCCGUGGUGACUUGUGUCAUCUUGGCGGGUAGGGUGGGCAGCGCGUUUGCCGCCGAGCUGGGAACCAUGCAGGUGUCGGAGCAGAUCGACUCACUCCGGGUGCUGGGCACGGACCCGGUGGACUACCUCGUGACUCCCCGCGUCCUGGCGUGCAUGAUCGCCGGCCCGCUGCUGACCGUCCUGUGCUUCUGCAUGGGGAUGGGCUGCUCGGUGCUGCUGGCGGAGGUCGUGUACAACGUGCCCGCGAACGUGAUCAUGGACUCCGCCGUGCGGGCCAUAACGGCGUGGGACCUCCUGUCCAGCCAGAUCAAGGCGCUGGUCUUCGGGGGGAUCAUCUCGGCCGUCAGCUGUUCGUGGGGGUUCACGACGUCCGGGGGCGCCAAGGGGGUUGGCGAGUCGACGACCAGCGCCGUGGUCAUAUCCCUGGUGGCAAUCUUCAUUGCGGACUUCUUUCUGUCGUUUGCCUUCUUUCAGGGCCAAGGCGACGCCCUGAGGCAGUGCGUGUGA